UGCUUCUUGUCGUGUUUGCGACGUAAAGUUCAGAGUUUGCCAUCAGCAUUCAUGCCGAACGUGAGUCGGUCGCGCGUAGGUGUUCUUUGUGAGCACCUACUUUAUCUAGAUCUCAGCUGGAGUGAUCUGGAAGACAUUUUCCUUGGACAUCAACAGCGCACACCCCGACAGUAUAAGUCUGUAAACGGCCUAUUUAACAUCGAAGAACUGCAGGAAGAUGCUUUUAGGCGGAUAUUUAGAUUUCAUAAGGAACACCUGAAAGACCUGAGAACGUCUCUGCUUAUCCCGGACGCUGUAAUAAGCGCCCAGGGUGUCAGCGUAAGUGGCGAGGAAGCUCUUCUCAUAACCCUACGCAGGCUGGCGUAUCCCAACAGGUGGUGGGAUUUGGAGCCACUGUUUGGCCGCCACUACUCCACUUUGUCAAGUAUCGUGUCCCAGAUGCUCACGCACAUUGAAGGCAACUUUGGACACCUGCUGGACUUAACUAAGAACAAGUGGCUGAACAUUGCUGAACUAGGUCGUUUUUCUCAGGCAAUGCAUCGCAGAGGUGCACCACUUAAAAACUGUUGGGGGUUCGUGGAUGGGACAGCGAGACCGAUUUGCCGGCCAUCGGUGAACCAGAGAAUAUAUUUCUCUGGUCAUAAGCGCGUCCAUGCUGUGAAAUAUCAAUCUGUCAUGUGCGCCAACGGCAUCGUGUGCGAUCUUGACGGCCCCUACCCAGGUCACAGACACGACGCCGGUAUCCUGGGAGACAGCGGCCUUUACAGCAGGCUCGAGCACUUGGUGCAGGGUUCCUUGUACACCAUCUAUGGCGACCCUGCAUAUCCACUACGUCCACUGCUGAUGCGCCCAUAUGCUGGCUCUUCUCUGACAGAGGCACAGCAAAGGUUUAAACCGGCAUGAGCACAGUCCGCCAGGCCGUAGAAUGGGGGUUCGGCAAG
Messenger RNA from Dermacentor andersoni, 941 nucleotides. The record is from RefSeq and is a predicted model, not a curated record. Lineage: Eukaryota; Metazoa; Arthropoda; Arachnida; Ixodida; Ixodidae.